AUGAAAACGGAUAUAAACGUGUUUUUCUCAACUUAUUCAGAGCUGGCAUGGCGACUGAUAUAUAAGGCCCAAAUACCGGAUCUUGCUGGAAUCGGACCACCUAUAGCUGAGCAGCGCAAUAGGUCCGCUUAUCAGCGCACUGCUUUGCUUUGGUCUAAUUGGACCGAGACGACUUCCUGUCCUUUAUCGACAUCUGAAAUCAUCUUCACUCUCUCCGAGCCUUCGACUAAUAGGGUCAAUUCCAUCGAGUCACUGCGAGUGCCAUUAAUGAGAAGACGCCAGCGAAGCUGUAUGCGUCAACCAGUUAAUCGCUUCUCUGAUGUAGAAGAUCUGGCGUGUGAAGAAGAUGGUGCAAGUGAAGUGAAGUCUGAGUGGAUGGCGCAUGGUCCUCGUGGAGCGAGUGGUCAAUCUGCUCGGGUGGCUGUCACCAACCAGGCACUGGGUCAAGCCCUGGACCCCAUUCGGCGCCCAUAUUCGGCUCUCGAAUUAGGACUCGAGUCUGCGACAAUCCAAGACCUCAGUUUGGGGGGCGUAACUGCUUUGGCCCAUCUAAAGAAACACUAG
Messenger RNA from Protopolystoma xenopodis, 564 nucleotides. NCBI's taxonomy places the organism in Eukaryota, Metazoa, Platyhelminthes, Monogenea, Polystomatidea, Polystomatidae. The record is from the annotation of a GenBank genome assembly.